This is a messenger RNA of Aspergillus aculeatus ATCC 16872, 1435 nucleotides long. RefSeq lists its product as uncharacterized. The record is from RefSeq and is a predicted model, not a curated record. The coding region runs from base 131 to 943 and encodes 270 amino acids. Lineage: Eukaryota; Fungi; Ascomycota; Eurotiomycetes; Eurotiales; Aspergillaceae. The transcript has 2 exons.
UCUUCCUCCUCCUAUAUUUACUAGUAGUAGUAAUAACCGAAGAUCAAAAGAAAAACACCCCGGGCUUUACUGCUACCAGUUCUCUCUUCCCCAUCCUCCUCCUUCCCCUCCUCCUCCUCCGCUCCACACCAUGUUCUGGUUUCUCUCUCACCGCCGCCGACAACAACAUCAGCAACAGGCCUUGCUCCCGUUGUUCUCCCUUCUCUCCUCGGCUUCCUCUUCCUCUUCUUCUUCAACUUCGAGCUCAAGCCUCCAAAUACGUAGAGUACUAAAAGCCCCUGGCCGGCCUAUUGCGAUUCGUGCAGAUCAAAUCACCGAUACUAAGACCACUCUCGUCGUGCGCCCCCAAGGCGAUGCCCAAUCUGCCGUGGCGUACAAGAUCGAAGACCUUGAUGGAAUCACCCUCUUCACCGCCACCGGCCGCAAGUUCUCGCACCGUCCUUGCCGCGAAUUCCGCGAUGCCUCGGGGCUUCCGCUGUUUGAGCUGCACCGACGCCUCUCUUUCCGCAACAAUUGGUCCGUCACGCUCCCGGGCUCGUCCCUCAAGGAUAAAACCUACUCUCCACUGGCUACGGGUUCGCGGCGUCGGGCAAGUCGCCGAUCGGCCGCUUCCUUUGGCUCGACCACGCGCGGGGGAAACUUCACCAUCACCUUUGAUAACGUCGCCGCCGUUGACGGCAAGCAGCCUGAGGAACGGGUACUGACCCUAGAGGUACAGCGGCAUGGGAAUGUCCUCGCGCUGUUCGACAUCGUUGAUGGGGAUCGUAAGAUCGCGGAAGUGAGGGAAAGUAUCCGCCAUAACGAAAAGCUGGCCUUGAUGCCAGCCUCGCGCGUGGGCUACAGGCCUGUGUUGGAUGUCAUUGUGACUCCCGGGGUGGAUUUGGCUUUGGUUGCGACCAUCGCGGUCAUCGCGUCAGACACAGUUUUUGCAUCGAAUUAUUGAUUUUUGUUCAGCCAAGGCGCAUGGAAGGAGCACAUGAUUCUGGAUGCCAACGACAAUUAUGAUUCUCACGACCGACUUAUCGUAUUUGCAAUUUUGGAUUCUUUUAUGGACGGGCGUUGUGAUCGACUCAUUGAGCAAUUACAUGCUUUCUUUCUGUCUGGCGCUGGCGCUGUCUUCGGAGUGUCAGGUUUUUCCUGCUGGUCUAAUUGCUGGAGGCAAUUUGUCUCCUAAUGUGCUAUUAUGAGUUGAGAAUGACAAGACCUGUACCGUGUCCGUCCCGAGGCAAGUCGCGCCGUUUCAUGAGAUUACCACAGAUGCAAGAUCUUCAGUAUAUCGUGUUGGUGAAAGAAAGAGCGGUUCCACUUGCCAAACACAUCUACCUUCCAGUCAACAAUGGCUCGAUCUCAACAUCAUUGGUAGCAGACAGCAGACAAGGCAACCUACACAUAGGAACACUGAGAGCACAAAUAGCCAUUUGAAUGCUGCCAAUCG